Messenger RNA from Orussus abietinus, 552 nucleotides. RefSeq lists its product as uncharacterized. Bases 74 to 472 code for a protein of 132 amino acids. NCBI's taxonomy places the organism in Eukaryota, Metazoa, Arthropoda, Insecta, Hymenoptera, Orussidae. Gene Ontology annotation, cellular component: ribosome; cytosolic small ribosomal subunit. The transcript is spliced from 5 exons. The record is from RefSeq and is a predicted model, not a curated record. Gene Ontology annotation, biological process: translation. Gene Ontology annotation, molecular function: structural constituent of ribosome.
GCCCUGAUAUUUCGCCGCCAUUUCCUGCUUCGUUCUUUACGUCGCGGUCCUCGAGCAGGAGUAAAACGAAAAAAUGCAGCUGUAUAUUCGUGGCCAGGAAACGCACGUCCUCGAGUGCGAGGAGGAUGAUACAAUAUCCGAAAUCAAGGGACAAAUCGCAUCCCUUGAAAAUGUCGGAACGUUGGAUUUCAACCUUUACUGCGGUGGAAACUUAGUGACCGAAGAUGUGGCUAUUGCUGAACUUCCAUCAACCGAUCUUGAGAUGAUUGUCCCCAUGCUUGGAGGUAAGGUGCAUGGAUCGCUUGCUCGUGCUGGUAAAGUAAAAGGACAAACACCUAAGGUUGAAAAACAAGAAAAGAGGAAGAAGAAAACUGGCCGUGCAAAGAGAAGGAUUCAGUACAACCGAAGGUUUGUCAAUGUUGUACAAACAUUCGGUCGUCGACGUGGACCCAACGCCAAUCCCAAUCCUUAAGCAUUUCACGUUAACUGUAUCACUUCUGAGAUACUGUAAUAUGUAAUUUCUACAAUCAAUACACAAUCUGUGAAAAAGGU